Pimephales promelas (fathead minnow) is the source of this 1630-nucleotide messenger RNA. It is a transcript of the gene med19b, whose product is annotated as mediator complex subunit 19b. The record is from RefSeq and is a predicted model, not a curated record. Gene Ontology annotation, biological process: positive regulation of transcription by RNA polymerase II. Gene Ontology annotation, cellular component: mediator complex. NCBI's taxonomy places the organism in Eukaryota, Metazoa, Chordata, Actinopteri, Cypriniformes, Leuciscidae. Gene Ontology annotation, molecular function: transcription coregulator activity; transcription factor binding.
CGGUAAUUUCCCCAAGGGAGAUACAAAGAACAACCGGAAGCAAUUGUCAACAGAACGUAAGGAGCAGGGAGUGACGUUCACUCGUAGUAAACCCCAUACAAACGCCCACACAAUCAUCACAACAUCCUAGGGUGGUUUUGUCAACAUGACAGAAAUCUUCUCCUCGCUGUACGGUCAGCCUGAUUCCCAGGGUCCAUAUGGACCGUCUGCGCUGGGUUUUGGAUCUGGGAAACCUCAGGUACCCCAAAACAUGGGCCCGAUCUGUUUCCCGCAUCAGAUGGGGGAUGAAGGGGGUCCGAUCAGAAAACCCUCCGCGAUGAACGAGCCCUUCUACCUGCUGCGAGAACUGCCCAUGGAGAAUGAGCUGACGGGACACACUAAUCUCAUCACACACUACAACCUGGAGCACGCUUAUAACAAGUUCUGUGGAAAGAAGGUGAAGGAGAAACUCAGCAAUUUUCUUCCAGAGCUUCCUGGUAUGAUUGACAGUCCAGGCAUUCAGGACAACAGCUCUCUGCGCUCUCUCAUUGAGAAGACGCCAGUGUGCAACAACUCUUUCAGUCCUCUCACUGGGGUCAUGCUCACCGGCUUCAGGCUACACACUGGCCCUUUGCCAGAGCAAUACAGACUGAUGCACAUUCAACCGCCGAAGAAGAAGAACAAACACAAACAUAAACAUCAUCGGCCUCAGGAUCCUUUACCACCUGAAACUCCAUCAGAUUCAGAUCAUAAAAAGAAGAAGAAAAAGAAGGACGAUGAUCCAGACAGAAAGAAAAAGAAGAAAGAUAAAAAGAAAAAGAAGAAUCGCCAUAGCCCUGACCACCCAGGCAUGACUGGAACUCAACCCAGCAGCAGCAGUUUAAGAUAAGAACUUCCUUAAUGGCAGAAAAAACAGGAACUAUAAAGGAGUUAAAGUGAUUCACAAGCAGGAAAAUUGGGCCUUAAGUUGGGCCAGUUACAGUGAGAGUCAGAUUUGUGUGAAUAUGUGUCAGAGUAUAUUGUUACAUAAUUUACCUGGUGGUAAACCAUCAUAUCUGUUGCAUUUGUAAGUGUAUAAGUGCCUCUGUAUCUAUUUAUGAGAUUGAUGAUUAAUGGAACAUUUUUCAUUCAAUUUUUUUUAAAACCUUUUUUACAAAUAAAACACAAUCAGCCGAGAAUAGGGUGAUUUUUGUGACAAAAUCUUUGUAUUUAUUUGAUUUUUCCCCCCCGUUCAGGCAUAUUUACAGUCACGAGCACAAUGCAAGCACCAUUAUGUUGAAAAAAAAAUUCACUAGAAUCAUUGAAACCUUUGAGCACAUGAUCACAGCUCUGUAACAUACAGAACAGUGCUUUUGAAACAGAAAAAAAUAUAGUGCAAUACCGGCAUCUGCAAUAAAAACACUAUUUGUAUUUACCAGUUGUCACAUAAAGCUGAGUGUCCAUCAAGUUUAGUGAGAGUGGGAUGAGAGAACCUACAACUCCAGACCUAUGGUUUAAAAUGAUCCAUGUCACAUGGUAAAGUGAGCGUUACAUGAAACCCUGCCUCGUUUACCUGUCCUGAGUCACAAUGGGACAUUAGUUUUACCCAUACAGCAAAAUUCCAUUAAAUGACACAUUAUUUAAAGAUAGUGACUAUUCAUGCUAUUGAAUU